AUGUCACUGGAGCCACCCACCUACCUCAGCUCUCUCCAGAAUAACAUUCGAGCUCGCCCAAUUCCGUGGGAGGGUGCCGUCCGAGCGGGCAACAUCACCGAUGACCACUUGAAGAAGAUCAAGGCGGUGGAUAAGGUGCGCAAAGACCAACGCCGCCAGACGAUAGAAGGAGAUCUUUCUGGAUACACAGAGCUGUUGGCCGGUGGCGCACAGGGAAAGAGUGUCUUGGACUCUGCCUCUAGAAGGACUGAUAUUGUGCAGUAUAUACUGGUCCUAGCCUCGGACUUGAUUCAAGAUGUGCCUUCUCUGGCCAGCUCGCUUGUUUCUCACCCAGAACCGUACAAGCCCUUCCUACCGUUCCUGCAGCACUCGACAAACGCUGAAGAUCCCAUUCCUCUGCUCACGUCCACCUUCCUCACGGCACUCGUGUCGCAUAGUCUCGUUGCUUCAUCCAAACCUGCACCGCGCGACAACGAGGCUCUCCCACAUCUCUAUACCUAUCUCUCUACCUUAACUAAGAACCAAGACAGUGGGCUCCAGGACAUUGGUGUUCAGGGAUUCUCAGAGCUGCUGAGAACAAGCCGAGCUCGAGAGAUCUUUUGGGCGCAACGUCAAGAGGCCCUGGCCCCCUUGAUCGACACACUUCGAGCUGCGGCAGGUGCUAAAGACAACACAACCAACGCAGGCACACUGGGAAGCAGCACUCGCAGCGUCGAACCUGGUCUCGCCGGUGGUGUUGGCCUCCAGCUUCUAUAUCGGGUACUCCUUGUUUUGUGGCAGCUUUCUUUUGAGGGUGCUCUCGUUGGUAAUGAACUUCAAGAGAACUAUGAGAUUAUCCAACUCUACACCCACCUUCUGCGUCUCUCGCCGAAAGAAAAGACCACUCGCUUGCUUCUUGCAACCUUGUAUAAUCUUUGUUCCAGCAACCGGACCACUCUGCUACCCAUCGCCGUUUUCCUUCGACUCCCCGCCCUCCUCGUCAACUUGACUGGUCGUCACCUGACCGACCCUGAUCUGCUUGAGGAUCUCAACGCGCUCUCUUCCAUGUUAGAAGAGUACACCAAGACACAGACCACCUUUGACGAAUACGCCGCCGAAGUUCAGUCGGGCCAUCUGCGCUGGUCGCCCCCUCACAAGAACCCGACCUUCUGGAAAGAUAACGCUCGACGAAUUGUUGAGGAGUCAAACGGCGCUUUGCCCAAGAAACUGGUCGAGAUUCUGUCUAAGAGUUGGGAUAACGACAAGCAGGUCCUAGCUAUUGCUUGCAACGACGUAGGGCACCUAGUGAAAGAAGUUCCUGAACGCCGUGGGCAGUUAGAGCGACUAGGCCUAAAGACGCGAGUGAUGGAAUUGAUGGUGGAUUCGGAUGAAUCAUUGCAGUGGGGUGGACGGGCGUUCUCGCGAUCCCGGUUUGGUGCUUGUGUCGGCACAGGAGGCAUGCAUAGACUCGAAUAUUCCCCAGGAGAGUUUAUCUAUACCACCAAGAAAGCGGGCCAGCCAGCCAGCACCAGAACCAGAUCAGAUCUCACACUGUCGCAACCCGUCGAUCCCUUCUCGUCCUUGUCGUCUAAUCAAAAGGCACUGUUACACCAUUUUAUCAACGAUGCCUCUCAAAUUACUGCCUGUCAUUCGGGAAUGCAACAGGACAUAUGUCGUAUGCUGAUCCCAAUGGCUCUUCAGACUCCCUCCUUACUCUACGCUACCACCGCCCUAUCCGCAAUCCAUAUCCAAGCCUUACACAACCAGUCGGAGAGUGUAAAAUCAGCACCGGAUAUUGCCCGGCUAAUGGCUCUCAGUCUUGAACAUUUCCGAACAGAGCUGCAGAAUCCUUCAUCAAAGGACCCGGAGGCGCUGGUAGCCACAGCUCGGACGCUCUGUCUGGCUGAGAUCCAUUCUGGGGCGAUCGAUCCGAACUCCUGGAGAGCACAUAUUGACGGGGCGAGAGCAUUGAUGAGUUCAUCUGAUGCCGCUGGUGAUGAUUCGCUACGGUCUACAAGUGGUUUCCGACGGUAUUUGGAUCGUUGGUAUUGGUCGAUCGUGUCGCUUACGGCACUGACAGGCAAUGGUCCACCCAUUGGAGAUAUUUCGGACUUUGCCUCCUCUGAUUUGAUGGGGCUGGGCGAGUCUCCUGAUUAUUUAGAUGACUAUUGGGGUUUUAGUGUAGACCUCGCGGCUGUGUUUAGGCAGAUUGGUGCUGCCGCCUGGCGCAACCAUCAAGUCGAGAAGUCUACUCAGGACUUCGUUGCAGGAGAGAUUGACGGCAGUGUCGAAGAUGAUGCUGCUUCCUUGGAGUUCGCAGUUCGACAGCUCAUGAAUCGUGACUCAAGUUCGCAGCCCUCGUUUUACCCCAGGGCCGCAGAAGGCUUAUCUACGGAGACCGCGCAGCAGCUCUUAUUGUGCAAUGAGGCAUUUCAACACAGUGCGCUUAUUCAGAUCCACCGACGACUUCGGAAAACACCAACUGCGUCGCCGGAAGUGCAGGAGUCGGUCCAGCGUAUCCUAGAGUGCACGGCGCAAAUUGGGCCAUCGUCGGGUCUCUCGCCGUGGGUGAUGUUAACGACACCAAUAUUUAUUGCGGGUUGUGAGGCGCGUGGUGAAGAUCGCGAUAUUGUCAGGCAACUGCUGUCGUCCUUGCAUGACACCAUUCGUGUUCCCAACGUUCUUCAAUCAUUGAAGUUCCUUGAGCAGUAUUGGUCUAACCAACUCAGCGAAGAUGAAGACUGGAACCAGUUUCUCGAACGAAUGCAGUUCGAUUUCAUCCCUUACUAG
Messenger RNA from Penicillium griseofulvum, 2769 nucleotides. RefSeq names its product H(+)-transporting V1 sector ATPase subunit H. Lineage: Eukaryota; Fungi; Ascomycota; Eurotiomycetes; Eurotiales; Aspergillaceae. Gene Ontology annotation, cellular component: fungal-type vacuole membrane; vacuolar proton-transporting V-type ATPase, V1 domain. The record is from RefSeq and is a predicted model, not a curated record. The transcript has 6 exons. Bases 1 to 2769 code for a protein of 922 amino acids. Gene Ontology annotation, molecular function: proton-transporting ATPase activity, rotational mechanism. Gene Ontology annotation, biological process: proton transmembrane transport.